Messenger RNA from Girardinichthys multiradiatus, 1032 nucleotides. It is a transcript of the gene cks1b, whose product is annotated as CDC28 protein kinase regulatory subunit 1B. NCBI's taxonomy places the organism in Eukaryota, Metazoa, Chordata, Actinopteri, Cyprinodontiformes, Goodeidae. The transcript has 4 exons. Gene Ontology annotation, molecular function: ubiquitin binding; histone binding; protein kinase binding. Gene Ontology annotation, cellular component: cyclin-dependent protein kinase holoenzyme complex; SCF ubiquitin ligase complex. Gene Ontology annotation, biological process: regulation of mitotic cell cycle. The record is from RefSeq and is a predicted model, not a curated record. Bases 171 to 407 code for a protein of 78 amino acids.
UGGACCAAUGACACGAAGUUUGGUCUUUUUGAACGGAGAAAAGCGGGCUGGACAACAGUCGAGAGGGAAACAAAGAGAGAGCAAACAUCUCGCUGUUGUCGGAUGUGAACAACUACAUUUAUUGAUUGCUUUCGAUCAGAAUAACUUUGCGCUUUCAUACGGCCUCAGCCAUGUCUCACAAACAGAUCUACUACUCUGACAAAUAUGACGAUGACAAAUACGAGUACAGACAUGUAAUGCUGCCCAAAGACAUCGCAAAGCGCGUACCCAAGACCCACUUGAUGUCUGAGACCGAGUGGAGGAACCUGGGGGUCCAGCAGAGCCAGGGAUGGGUGCAUUACAUGAUCCAUCAACCAGAACCACACAUCCUGCUGUUCCGGCGUCCUCUGCCUAACCCAAAAUCUUAACUUUUUUUUGGGGGGGAUUCCUGCAAAGAUCAGCCCUUUAUGUGCCUCCGAUCAACCGAGUUCCAAUCAUGCAGUCAAACCAAACACCUGUUGGAUUGGCUCUUUGGGCUGAUGAUGCCGGACCCGGAGAUGGACUAACAUUUAUGAACAAUGGAUGUGGAGUGAACGUGUUGGAGAGGGUGGGGUGGGGGGGGACAACUUUCACUUAACAAAAGAAAUCUGGAACAACAUGGCGUCUUUGACACAUUCAAACCAUUUAAACGAGCUUCAACAACCCUCUUAAACUGCUUGGAUCAGCAGUUCAAUAAAGUGAUUACUAUAGCGUGGUGAGCGAAGCUUUAACAUGAGUUAUAACUUACUGUUAAAAGGCCAGACAUGAUUGUGGCUUUCUAGAUUAGUUUGACUCAAAUGUUGCUCUGUGGUUUUAGCUGACAUGUUGCUGUGUGGUUGAAUGAGACUGUAAAUUAGCGUUUAACACAUGAUGAAAAUCUGCAUCAUUCCUUCUAAACUGUUUUCGGUCUGAUUUAGAGGAAUUCCCUUCAGUUGGUGUGACUGUACCAAUGAGCUGCUCAGUAUUUAUGAAUUGUGUUGCCCUUUCCUAAAUAAAUGUAAACUUUAAAUUUGA